Messenger RNA from Mycena citricolor, 747 nucleotides. NCBI's taxonomy places the organism in Eukaryota, Fungi, Basidiomycota, Agaricomycetes, Agaricales, Mycenaceae. The record is from the annotation of a GenBank genome assembly.
UUCGAUUCCAAAUGCUUGGGGAUUCAUUCAGCGGCGUCUCGAUCUCUGAAACUGCAUGCACCAGGCGUUUCGGACCGUUCAUUUGAAACUCCGGUAUCAAGUCUUGUAGCCCACAAAGAAUUGCACAACGCUGGACCCACCGGCUCCUCUUUCAAUCAGAGUACAAGGAUGGGUCAUCGCACACAAUUCCCCUUGCUUAUAACCGGGAUACAAUCUUCGUCGAAAGGAUCUAUGUCGCAUUUCUCAUCGCCUUUCAUCACAAAUUUCCCUGACAUGAUCUUGAAAUUGCUGCUUCAUGUAGCACAUUAGCACACUACGCCUCCAAUUUCUUUUGUGCGAUCUACGCUGGCUCUGAUAGCUGUCGUACUAUGUAUGUCUCGGGGGAGCUUUUGCGCAAUCGUUUGGACGCAGCAAUAGCCAUUGUUCUUGAAGCUAGAGUGUUGCGUCGAGUUUCACCUUUUCUUCCUCUCUAUCUAUCUUCCAUUUCUAUACAGGUUGGCCGACCUGUCAGUGUUUGCCCAGACGCUCCGGGGCGGUCUUUCUUUCUCUGGGAAGCAACCGCACGACGAACAUGGCCCUGUACUUCGGACCAACACUCGUUUCGUUUCAUCGAUGAAAACCACCAGCCAGAGAUAGACGCCUUGUCCCAAGCUUUGGACAAGUCGACGGCAUGCGUUAUAUACCCAAUCCGAGGAGACAGGCUGUUCUUUCGUCAAGGAUAAGAUCGAGGCAUGGUUCCCGACGGCG